GGUGCAUGGAGUGACAGUCAUGGCCGACGACGUAAACCAUUGAUUCUAUUACCAAUUCUUGGACAGAUUUUAUCAGACAGUUUAUAUUUUAUUAAAAUGUUUUGGUACUGGCCUUCAUAUAUAGAUUUAAUCUUCAGAUCGGUAAUCCCGGGGCUGUACGUGGGUCGAAAUAUGUUUUGGAUUGGCGUGAUAUCAUAUGUUUCGGAAAAUUCAUCGAUUAAAUUAAGAACAUUGAAACUUGGAACAAUAGUUGCAACUUACACCAUUAGUUCAUUAAUUGGAGCAGGUCUAGUUGCAUUGAUUAAAAUGACGGUCAAUUAUUAUGGAUAUGGAUAUUUUAUAGUGCCGAUAUUGUUAAAUUUAAUUGCUGCCUUUGUCGGCUAUUGUCAUGUUAAGGAUACUUCUGACUUAUAUAAAAAAAACUAUGAAUGGCUAAGACCAAAGUAUUUACUCAAAAGUUUCACCAGCAUACUUAAAAACAAAUCGAAAAUUCGUAGAGUUGUAUUAGCGAUAUUGGUAUUAUGUCAAUCCAUAUUUGUAGCAAGAAUAGGAUGCGAAUAUUCAUUGAUCAUGCGGCACAUUAAACAUUCGUUUACCUGGUACGAUGAAGGCUACGUUCAUUUUAAUUUAUUCAAAAUGGUGGUGUUAUUUAUUGGUACUGUAGUUUCUGUUUCAUUGUUCAGCUACAAGAUGAACAUUAGCGAUAUGGUCAUUGUUAUUAUACUUUGUUGUUUUUAUAUUUUCGCUGCUGUAAUUUACGUUGUCACGAGUCAGAUUUGGAAAAUUGCUAUGAGUAAUUAUGCAUUAUAAAUAAUUAAUUAACUGUUA
Molecule: messenger RNA, 828 nt
Organism: Sipha flava (yellow sugarcane aphid)
Lineage: Eukaryota; Metazoa; Arthropoda; Insecta; Hemiptera; Aphididae
Biological process (GO): transmembrane transport
Cellular component (GO): membrane
Molecular function (GO): transmembrane transporter activity
Source: RefSeq, a predicted model, not a curated record